AUGAUAAAUAUAAAUGAAAUACCGAUACUAUAUUUAGUCAUUGCAAUAAUUUCACUUCCUAUAAUUUUCUACAUAUUUUAUCUAUUAUGUGAAAAAGAUUCAAUUACGGCAAUUUUAUCUUUACUAUCAAUUUUAUGUGUUUUGGGGAUUAUUAUUUUUCCUAUUAUACUCUUAUGUUUAAUUACCCCCAAUGUUAGUUUUUCUAAAAUAGAACAAUAUAAAGACAAAGUAAUUUAUGUCCCAAAACUUAAUAAUAGUACAAAAGAAUUUGAAUGUCAAAGUGAUUCAGGAUCUGGUACUGGAAGUCCUCAAUUUACAAUUCUCGGUCAAAUAUCAGUGUUUGGUGCUGUUGCAGGACUAUUUUUUAAUGUAGCCGUUUAUGGUGUAACUUCUAAACUCGAUAUUAGAAAAACUUGUAUAGUCGAUGAUUUUUUAAUUCUUACAUGCCUUAUUUUACCUAUUUUUUCAUGGUUCUUUACUGCUAAAAUUGAUUUUGAGUUUUUUUAUGAUCAUAAUUAUCCUUCCUACCAUGUUAUACUUUUCCCAUCUAUCCUUAUAUGGAUGGCUUUAUUUUCCAUAGUAAUUUCAUGCUACAUAGUAUGCAGUUUUCAUAAUAUAUACUUAUUUCCCUUAAAUUAUUUCAGAAAAAAUAUUCACAAAAAAGACAAUAAUGAAAAAGGCGAAAAAGAAGACAAAAAUAAUGAAAAAGACGAAAAAGGCAAAAUUGAAGAUGAAAAAGAUGAAAUUUACAAAAUUGAUAUUGACAAUGCCGAUAAAGAUGAAAAUAUCAAAAAAGUUAAAAAAGACCAAACCGAUAUAGAUGAAAAUAACAAGUUUAUUAAAGCAUCUUCACAAAAGCGAUUUAGUUUCAUUAAAUCAAUUCUUAUAUUCAUUCUUUUUAUUAAUUCAGUUGCUAUUCUUAUUUAUGAUUUUUUUGAAAUUCGAUAUGGCGCCGAUUAUAAAUUAUCCAAUGAUUUAGCACAUAUAAAUGCUAUUAUUGAUUUGGAAUUUUUAAGUUUUCUUACAGAUAUUAUUUACUUUAUACUAGCCACUUUGUUGAUUAUAGUUUACUUUUUUGCCCAUUAUUUUAAAGAUUCUUGUGAAAAAGCUCCCGAACACAAUGUGAUGAAAAAAGUUUACUUUAUUAUGAACAAUGCUUACGAAAAUUAUAAAAAUUCUCGUAAAAAAUCCCCCAAACAAGAAUCCCCUGAACAAGAAUCCCCCGAACAAGAAUCCCCAGAACAAGAAUCCCCCAAACAAAAAUUCCCCAAACACAUUGUGAUGAAAAAAGUUUUCUUUAUUGUUAUCUUUCUUUCCAUAAUCGAAUGCUUUUUCGAAUAUAAUAGGUUUUGUACCCCUAAAAGUAUUGAUACAAUUUUUUUCUUCAUUCUUUCCACUGUUUUAACUCGUUCAAUUUCAUCAUUCUUCUCUCAUGAUAAACAAAUCCGAGUUAUGGAUAUCACAAAACCUGGUUUUUAUCAUACAGUUCCAAAUAAUGAAAAAAAAAAACAUAAAUUUGUUUUUCUAAAACUUACUGAUAAAGAACAAGUAUCUGCAUUUUUGGGGAAACAAAGGCUUUAUCUAAAAAUUAAAGGUGACAAUGAUAAUGAUAUUAAAAAAAAUCAAGAAUUUAUUGAUAAAAUCAAACAAAUUUAUUUGAAUUUUAAAAUUGAUAAUUUUGACGAAGAGUUUUAUAAAAAUAUUUUGGAUUUUUGUAAACAAGAAUGUACGCCAGAACUAGAUAAAUGGUUAAAAAAAUUCGGAAAACAAGAUUCAAAAAGUGAGCAAGAAUCAAAAACAAAUAAUUAUGAAUUAAUUAGAGCGAUUCUCUUUGACCUUCGCAAAAAAGAACUAAAUGUUAAAACUGAAAAUCUCAUAGCUGAAAAACUUAUGGAUUGUGCAACAAUUUACGUUGAUAUUCUUGAAACAGGAUUAUUUCAAUAUCUAAUUUAUUCCCAUAGAUCCUACAAUAAAUAUGAUGACGAAAAGAACGACUUUAAUGAAGAAAACUUAAAAGAAUUUAAAAAAUUUUUACAAGAGAUUGAUUUAGAAGCUAUGAAAAAAAAGAAUGAUUUAGAAGACGGGAAAGAUGUUAUGAAAAAAAAGAAUGAUUUAGAAGACGGGAAAGAUGUUAUGAAAAAACAUAUUGAUUUAGAAGACGGGGAAGAUAUUAUGAAAAAAAAUAUUGAUUUAGAAGACGAGGAAGAUGUUAUGAAAAAACAUAUUGAUUUAGAAGACGGGAAAGAUGGUAUGAAAAAACAUAUUGAUUUAGAAGACGGGGAAGAUGUUAUGAAAAAAAAUAUUAUGGAAAAACAUAUUGAUAAAAUUAAUGAUAUUAGAAAAAAAUUAGGAGAUUUUGAAAUCCCCACGUGGCAU
Messenger RNA from Dentiscutata heterogama, 2376 nucleotides. The record is from the annotation of a GenBank genome assembly. Lineage: Eukaryota; Fungi; Glomeromycota; Glomeromycetes; Diversisporales; Gigasporaceae.